AUGGCUGCGAAUCACCAGACACCGCAGAAUCAGCGAGACCUUCUCUCGUCGACGAGUCACCGAUGCUCACGUACGCCGUCAGCACAGAGAUGCGCUUCCACCCGACUCCAACUACACUUGCUCGUCGCUGCCCUUUUCUUACUACCCUUGGCGCUCGCGGUGCGCCCCCAGUUUCCGACAGAAGGAACGCGCGACGCGCAGGACAGCGUCGUCAUCGCGAGGUAUCAAGCGGGGCUGGCGAAGAUGUGUCUUGGAGCCAGUCGCGAUAGGGCGCGAGCGGUUAUCGGCAACGCCGAUUACGCUUGCAGCGACGCCAACGUGGCGCUCGCCUAUUCGCAGCCGACAAACGCCACCUUCAUGUACAUCGGCGGCGCGAGAAUUAAAGGCCCUCGCCGCUGCGUUCCGCCGGGUCAAUUGGGUGUGUACACCUACUUCCCCUCUACGAACAAAUUCGUUAAAAGCGAUUUGCGCAGCCUCCCCGAUCGCGUAGUGGACUCGUCAUACGUCGUCUCCCUGACAGUGCCAUCCGCGUUACAAGUUGCCCCGCAAGUGACUCUGGACGUGUCAAACAUGUACCCCACGGCUCUUGAGGUUGACGCAGCAGGGACAGUAUCAGCCCCUCCCAUGACCCAGGCCAAUUUCACGGUCUCAGGAGCAGAUCUCUCCCCUCCUGCCGACCCAUAUGGAAUGGUUUCUUCUUACUUUGAGCAAUAUGGGGCGAAGGCUGAUGCCAACGACCUCUCGGGUGCCAUUCUAGUUACCUAUGACCCUUAUAUCGAGGCGCACGUUACAGUUCUUACCGUGCGCGCCCAAUUCUUGACAGAAAGAACGCGCCCGCAGGACAGCGUUAUGAUUGCGAGGUAUCAAGCGGGGUUGUCGAAGAUGUGUCUCGGGGCCAGUCGCGAAAGUGCGCGGGCGGUUGUCGCUAACGCCGAUUACGCCGUUAGCGACGCCAACGUGGCGCUUGGCUAUUCGCAGGCGACGAACGCCACAUUCAUGUACAUCGGCGGGGCCAGAAUGAAGGGUCCUCGCCGCUGCGUUCCCCCGGGACUUUUGGACGUGUACACUUACUACCCUUCUACAAAACAAUUCGUUAAGGGUAGUCUGGGCAGCCUCCCCGAACGCGUAGUGGACUCGUCGUACGUGGUUUCCCUGACAGUACCAUCCUCGUUACAAGGCGCCCCGCAAGUGACGCUGGACGUGUCGAACAUGUACCCCACGGUUCUAGAGGUUGAGGCAGCAGCAUCGGUCUCGGCUCCUCCCAUGACGCAGGCAAAUUUCACGGUCUCAGGAGCAGAUCUCUCCCCUCCGGCCGACCCAUAUGGCAUGGUUUCUGCUUACCUUGAGCAAUUUGGUGCCAAAGCUGACCCUAACGACCUCUCAGGCGCUAUACUGGUAACUUACGACCCUUAUAUCGAGUCGUACGUAACAGUGUACAUGAUUUACCGACCCGUCUACAGUCCCGCUGCGGUGGUACAGCAAUACUGCAACGCGAACGCGCCGUGUUACUUUGCGUACGAAAUGGUUGGCAAGUAUGCAGCUCCCCAGGAUGUGGUCGCCAGGCGUCGGCGAAGACUACUCGCUGCACGAUCCGAUUCACUGUCGACGAUGGGGACGUGUGUGCGAUACGUGUAUAGCAAUUCGUGCAGGUGCUGGGUAACUAUGCCUUGUUGA
Closterium sp. Yama58-4 is the source of this 1674-nucleotide messenger RNA. NCBI's taxonomy places the organism in Eukaryota, Viridiplantae, Streptophyta, Zygnematophyceae, Desmidiales, Closteriaceae. The record is from the annotation of a GenBank genome assembly.